Messenger RNA from Fraxinus pennsylvanica, 489 nucleotides. The record is from the annotation of a GenBank genome assembly. NCBI's taxonomy places the organism in Eukaryota, Viridiplantae, Streptophyta, Magnoliopsida, Lamiales, Oleaceae.
AUGGCAGAUUCAGAGCAUUCUUCGUCCGAGGAAUCUCUCACCGGUUUUCAAGAGGUAAGCAGUAAAAAAUCUGGUACUGAAUUGUCCAAAGACGAAGAAGCCCUGGUGAUUAGAAUGUACAACCUGGUUGGUGAGAGGUGGUUACUGAUAGCUGGGAGAAUCCCUGGAAGAACUGCAGACGAAAUUGAGAAAUACUGGAAUUCUCGAUAUUCAACAAAUGGUCGUACACUCGCCAACUACAACAUCCAGAAGGAAUCUACCCUCCACCUCAUCCUCCAUCUCUGCGGUGGCGCUAAGAAGCGCAAGAAGAAGACCUACACCAAGCUUAAGAAGAUUGAGCACAAGAAGAAGAAGGUAAAGCUAGCCGUACUCCAGUUCUACAAGGUUGAGGAUUUUGGCAAGGUACAGAGACUGUGUAAGGAGUGCCCAAAUGCUGAAUGUGACGCCAGAACUUUUAUGGCUAAGGGAGUUUCGACGGGUAUUUUUUGA